UGGGUGUGGACGCUUCACCCACCCCUGGCAGGGAGUUGUCAGGGCAGAGACGAGAGGGGUCCUCAGGCAGGAACCCUCUCCUGAGUAAACAGGCGCGGGCAGCGCGUCGGGGGCAGCUUGGGCUGCACAGGAGGUCCAAAGCCACCGAGCAUGACUAGUCCUGGCACGAAGGGGUCGUGGCUCUCGCAGCCGAUGGUGAAGAGCGUGCUGGUGUAUCGCAACGGGGACCCUUUCUUCCCGGGGCGCCGCAUCGUCAUCAAUGAGAAGAAAGUGUCCAACUUUGAGGUCUUCCUAAAAGAGGUGACAGGAGGGGUGAAGGCACCCUUUGGAGCUGUGCGUAACAUCUAUACCCCCCGGGGUGGGCAUCGUGUCCGGCAGCUGGAGGAGCUUCAGAGCGGAGAGCAGUAUGUGGCUGGUGGCAAGGAAGCCUUCAAGAAACUCAACUAUUUGGACAUCGGUGAAACAAAGAAAAAACCUGCGGAAGUCAAUAACGAGUCAACAGUGGAAGAUGUCAAGCCAGUUACUCACAGUAGAAUCACUGUGUCAGCACGAUUUCGAAAACCACUACAGGAGCCCUACACUAUUUUCCUGAUUGCUAAUGGAGACCUCAUUAGCCCUGUAGUGCGCCUCCUCAUUCCCAGGAAAACACUGAAUCACUGGGAUCAUAUUCUCGAAAUGGUUACAGGAAAAGUUACCCUCAGAAGUGGAGCUGUUCACAGGCUUUACACUUUAGGUGGAAAACUUGUUCAGAAUGGGUCAGACUUGGAGAAUGGGCAAAUUUAUGUUGCAGUGGGUAGAGAAAAAUUUAAGAAGUUGCCCUAUGGUGAUCUGCUGUUUAGCAAAUCUGCAGUGAGAAGGCCACAGGGUUCCAAAGUCUCUGUACUACCUCCGAUUGUGGGAUCUCGGAAGUCUAAAGGCAGUGGAAACGAUCGGCAGUCUAAAUCUACCGUUGGAUCCAGUGACCCAGGAGAAAACAGUUCCUCACCUCAGCCUCCCAAAGGGAAAGACAAAAAAAGCCAGAAUCUAGAGGAUUCUGUGUCCAGACGACACUUUUCUAACAACUCUGCAAAAGUAAAACAGACAGUAAGAGUAAGAGCUUCCACAGGAGUCCUUCAAGAUACUGGUGAAGAUAUUUACAAAGCCAGUGAAGAGCGAUCUGAAAUGUGGGGGGCAGCCGAAGUGCAGGAAGAUGAAGAUACUCGUGUAGAAGUUCCACUGGACCAGAGGCCAGCAGAAACUGUAGAUGAAGAAGAAAAUGCAGAAGAGGAAAAUGACAGGGGAGAGGAAGCAUAUAAAAGAGAGGAAGAAUAUCCAGAAGUGAAUGGAGAGGAAAGUGAGGAAACUAUUAAAGAAAGAAGAGAAGUGGAAGAAAACAAGAAGAAAUUAAAUGAGAAUUAUGAAGCUGAAGCAGAAGAAACAGAGAAUGUUGACCAAGCAGAGGAAAAGGAACUUAUCGAUUUAAAUGGCAAGAAAAAUAAAGAACGUGGUGAGGGAAUGGAGCACUUGAACUAUCAAGGUGAUCUUCAGCCUGAAGAAGAAAUAAAAGAGGAGGAUUCUGACAGUCAGAACCAGGUCGAUUCUCAUCUUGAAAAAACAUCCACAAAUCCAAGGGUGACAAUCACCAGCCCACAGGAAAGUGAAAGAAAUGACCAGAGCAAUGACUAUGCUGCAGUUGCAUAGAUAGAAAAAAUGUAAUGAGCGGAAAAUGAAAGAUAAUAAUACUUAAAAUAUAAAGCAUGUUAUUUUUUGUGAUUGAUAACUUAUAACGGGAAGAUAGGUUGAGUACCCACAUAUUGAGUCUUGAGAUGAUAAUGUCAUAUGGACUGAUACAGAAAACAAACAUUAAUAGCUACUGAAAGAACAUUGAAUUAUUUUUACAAGGUGAGAUUUUGCGAUAGAAUUUGCAGGAGGAAAUACAAGAGUACUGUAUAGUAGUAUUAGAAAUAAAUGAACUGUUCUGUGGUAUAAGACGGUUAGCAGUAAUAGAAUAACCACAAAAAUUAUACUGUACCAGAAAAAGGAAAAAACCCCACUCAAAUUCAAUGUCAAAACUUCUUUGAAGAUUUGUUCAGAAAAGAGAAACAAUUUUUGACUUUUAAUGAGGACAUAAGUAGUUUUUCCUUUAACAUUCCACAUGAUAUGUAUGAUUUCCGGGCAUAAUAUUAAGAUAUAAUUAGAAUACCUUCCUCACUUAAUGAACUUAUGCCCACAAAAAAUGGUGUACUAUAAUGAGGUGUCAGUCCUAAUGUUACUAAAUAGUGGAUUUGCAAUGUAUUAGAAUCAUUAGCUUUUACAUUCAUAAAUAGCACUUAUUUAGCAAUGUCAAUGGAGCCAUUUUAACAUGAGACACGUUAGGAUGAGCCUGUCGGUUUUCUGUAAAAGUCGGCAACAAUUGCAGCAUUUAUCAAUCCUUUACAUAGCCUUAAUGGCUGGAAGUGCAUCAUCAUCUUUUUGAGCAAGCUGACUCCUGAUAGGCUGUGGCUUAAUUUGCAUUAGUAAAUAAGGCAUUGAUCCACAGUAUUAGUUCUUUUAAUGACACCAAUUCCAUUGCUUUUACUGUUUCUCUCAUAGUAAUGGGAAUAAUUUGUUGUUCAGCCCUGAAAAAAUACAGCCCUGAGCAUAAUUUCAUUAAUUAUACAAAAGAAAUAGUGGGUUUCCUUAUCGUUAAUGCUGGUAAAUUAUUACUAUGAGAAACUAAAUGUCAUUUUUGUUGAUUUCAUGCCAUUAAGACAAAAAUUACAUUUAUGAACAAAUUGAACUUUAAGCACUGUUUGAAGAAUGUGAAGAACUGCUUGUCAUGACUGAAACAUACAAACGUCUUCACUUUUUCUACUAAUAGUAGAAAAACAUAUUUUUCCAAUGAAGUAGAAAUACGUAGAGAUCCUUCAGCAUGUUUCUGAGUAUUGGCAAUAUAAAUAUAAAAGCCACAAUGUUAAAAGCCAUAGGGACAGGGUUAGAACAGCUUGCCCUGCAGCAUUUCUGAAUUGUCUAUGGUUUGUGUGUCCUUUGUUGAACUGUCUGACAAAGAUCUGAGAGCAUAUUGCAUUUGUGAUCAGUUCAAAAUAAGCUUCUAAUUUAGCCAAGCUCUUAAGCAAGUAUGUAUGCUUCUUUUAUUUGAUACAGCAAUUAAGCCUAUGCACAAAUAUCUUUAAUUUCACUGGGAUUUAAGAAGACAUUUAAAAUUAAGCAGAAGUAAAAACCAACCAACCUUCCCCCCCUGCCCCAACAGAAUGAAUAAAAAAACUGUAUGUGCUAUUGAGGAAAAAUGAUGCACAGAAAUCCUCUAGGUUCCUUUAUAGUUAAUCCUGCACUGGAAUAAUACAUGCAGUAGCAUUAAAAACCCUCAAAGAAUACUUAACCAGCCAGAGAAGGCAGCUCUGUCUCCUCAGGGAGCUUAGGGGAAUUCACCCGCUGAACCUUCUGUGCAAAGCUGACCAAGGAAAACGGCUAAUGCUGCAUCUUUUCUUACUUAGAGCUGAAUGGCUCAUAUGCUUACCAGUGAGCAUGGGCUUAAAUGUAUCGCUGCAUCAAGACAAAUGACAGUAAUCUUGUAUUGACAUUACUAUGAAUGGGCUCUUUGCUUGAAGUUAACGGUGUACCAAAUAUAGGACUCUACUUGCUGUCAUCUCAUUGCGGAUUAAGACUUGAACAACCUCUGAGAUGUUCUUCAUCCUCAAAAGUUUGAAGUUAAAUUGACACCCAAAAAUACCUGAUGCAGUUAUUUAAUUUGGAGAACAUUUGCCUCAAAAUGUUGUACCUAGAAACGAUAUUUUGAAGAAACUGAGAGAUUUGUACGGUGAUGCUUUUCUCCUUUUGGUUUCUAUUUAUAGCUUCUGUCUGCCAACAGUUUCUGUCAUUUCUUCCCUUUUCCCCAAAUAUUUGGUGUCUUCCAUGCUUAAAAAACUUACAGAUAUCAAUAAGAACAAUUUAAAAGCUUAAACUAAAGUCUAGGGAAGUGUAAUAUGAUCAUUUUCUUUCAUGGGAACAUGAAAUCCCCAUGAAUGUUGCUCAGCCUUUACAAUGUUUUCCCCUGCUUUUUUUUUUUUUUUUUUCCUUGUAAGAAAGACAGGAUAUAUUUCUUCAGAAUAGCAAAUCCAGCUUUUUGGAACUAGAGAUAUAACCGUUUUGUCAUUCACCUCACAACACUGACAACAUGAAUUUUGUAUCAGGUUCUUCUAUAUAGAUAAAUUAGUUUAUGCAUAACAAGCAAUUCUGAUGUUAAAGUAGAAAUUAAACAAGAAGCAUACAGGUGGUCUCGCUAAUAGUUUUUUCUGUCUGGAUAUGCUGUGUGUGAUGGCUUAACUCAGUUUUACAUGCAAAAUACAUUAUUUUCUUAAACUUAUAUGCAACAGUUCUGAGGUGUUUUUAAGAUUUGUAUUCUUGGUUUGGUUUUAUUUUUAAAAAUAAUUUGAUAUUAAAGGGAACUAGCAUACAGAUAUUUCUGUGUUUUGUCUCAUAUCAAGUCCAACCGUUAACUUAGCACUGCCAAGUCCACCACUAAACCACGUCCCUAAGUGCCACAUCUACACAUAUUGCAACUGUGAAAGAAAAUAUGCUGACAAUGUAGCUGUUACGUAGUUUUAAAUCUGAGAAUAAUGGCACAGUUAAACUGGCCAUUGGUUUUUAAUGUCAUCAUUCAGGUUAAGACUGGAUUAUCGGUAUGUAUAUACUGUUCAGCUGAUACUCAGAAAAUAACAUGAGUUGUAUGUGUUUACUGUCAAUGCUUGAGAAAAGUACCAAAACUUCUAGAUGUCUCCUUGCUGAAAUUCUUAAUUUCAGCAAAGCAUUAAAGCAUAUGCUUAAAUCCCGUAGGACUGCAGUUUUCAUUAUAUUUUAUCUAAUGCUUUGGUGCUUUGACAUAUCAGAGCCAAAAUGAAGUUUGUUUCUGGAAAGAAAUGGGUGAAAAUAAGGAAAAUAUAAUCCCCACUCAGUCUCAUCUAAAGUAAAGCAAAAUAAACCUGCGUGCGGAAAUGAAAAA
Grus americana (Whooping crane) is the source of this 4978-nucleotide messenger RNA. It is a transcript of the gene DCDC2, whose product is annotated as doublecortin domain containing 2. The transcript has 11 exons. Gene Ontology annotation, cellular component: microtubule; microtubule organizing center; axoneme. Gene Ontology annotation, biological process: dendrite morphogenesis; regulation of cilium assembly; neuron migration. NCBI's taxonomy places the organism in Eukaryota, Metazoa, Chordata, Aves, Gruiformes, Gruidae. Bases 151 to 1680 code for a protein of 509 amino acids. The record is from RefSeq and is a predicted model, not a curated record.